AUGUUGAGCAUAAUUUCCAUUUCUUUCAUGACAAUUGUAUUUAGUACAUUCUACGUCCUCUCAAUGGUAUUCCAAAGCAAUACCUUGAAGACGACAACUGUUGGAAAAGUGGAAUUCAUAAUAUUCUUUACUUAUCAGAUUUGCAUUUGUCUCUUGGGAAUUAGUCAUAUUGGACACAGAACGAAUAGUGUAAUUGAGAAGAACAUCGAAACGCCUAUUCACGUAUUCAAAUUGAUUUACAAUGUCAAGGAUCCAGAAUGCAAAGAAAAGCUGAAAAUAUUUUCGGAUAGCUUGCUUCAUGUGAAAAUACAAUUUACUGCCUAUGAUCUCUUCAAACUUGAUAAAACAAUUAUCGUUACUGUACGUAAAUGAGUUAAAUAAGAGGAAGCGGGGCUAAGUCAGUCAGGAACUAAAUUUUCAAUCAGAUAAUUUAAUUUGUUUAAAAUAGAAUAUUAAAUAAAAAGUGGAUAUGAAUCUCUAUAUUAAUUGAAAUAUUAGAAAUGAAAUACAAAUACUUUAUUUACUGACUAAUUUGGUCCCAUUCUCCCCUAAUACUCCAGUUCAUUUUGUAAGGUAUUUAACCAUUAU
Molecule: messenger RNA, 588 nt
Organism: Phlebotomus papatasi
Lineage: Eukaryota; Metazoa; Arthropoda; Insecta; Diptera; Psychodidae
Product: putative gustatory receptor 28b
Exons: 3
Coding region: 1-372 (123 amino acids)
Biological process (GO): sensory perception of taste
Cellular component (GO): membrane
Source: RefSeq, a predicted model, not a curated record